UAGCUUGGAAGGGGAUAUAAAGCGAAGCGGCAACGACCACCGAGCCUGCCUCAAGAAUCUCUCUCUCUCUCUCUAUCUCUCUUCCUCCCUCUCUCUUUCCAUGAGCAGCAUUGCGCAAUCAUAAAAUCCUCCCUAGUAGUGCCUCUGAGUCUGAUUCCAGUUGAAGGGGGCUGAAAUUGUGGCUAAAGAUUCGAGCUUUUCUUGAUUUGCGCCGCCUGCAUUGGGAGAAGAGGAACUCCUGUUCUUGGACAUUCUUGGAAGUUGCUGAGCCGACUUGCGGCCGUUCUUGGGUUAUGUGUGGUUGUCCAGUUGUCCUUUUGGUUGACACCACCGUUUGCAGGUUCUGAAAGCAUGAGGUUAUGGUUUCUCGUUCUCUUGCCUCUUCUCUCUCUGCCUGCACCGAUUCGAUCAGAGGAUUACUCAGAUGUAACUGUUGUUGUUCGAGGUUCUGAGAUGAUCGCUUCAACCAGCGAUGAGUUUGUUUGUGCCACCAUUGACUGGUGGCCUCCGGAGAAGUGCAACUACGACCAGUGCCCAUGGGGACAGGCUUCAGUCUUGAAUUUGGACUUGACUAAUCCGUUGUUAACUAAAGCAAUCCAAGCCUUUAGCCCACUGCGAGUCAGAGUCGGCGGCUCCUUACAAGAUCAAGUGGUAUAUGGAACACCAAAUUUAGGAUCUCCAUGCGACCCAUUUACAAAGGUUUCAGGUGGCCUAUUUGGCUUUUCUCAAGGAUGCAUAACCAUGGAAAGAUGGGAUGCUGUCAAUGAUCUGUUUGUGAAUACUGGAGCAGUUGUUACAUUUGGUCUUAAUGCACUUCAAGGGCGACAGCGGGUACGCAAAGGUGUUUGGGGAGGUGCAUGGAAUUCUAGCAAUGCCCGAGAGUUCAUGGAAUACACUAUUUCAAUGAACUAUCCUAUAGAUUCCUGGGAAUUUGGUAAUGAAUUAAGUGGAAGUGGAAUUGGUGCGAGUGUGGGAGCUGAACAAUAUGGAAGGGACCUAGUUGAACUCCAAACCAUCAUCAACCAGUUAUAUGGAAAUUCUAGAAAACCACUGGUGGUAGCCCCGGGAGGAUUCUAUGACCAAAAAUGGUUUGCUCAGCUGCUUGAGGUCUCUGGGCCAAAUGUUCUCAAUGCAAUGACGCAUCAUAUUUACAAUCUUGGUGCUGGUAAUGAUCCACAAGUUCCAAAUAGAAUCUUAAACCCGAAAUAUUUGAGCAGGAUCUCUGAUACAUUCAGAGAUCUCCAACUCACAAUACAACGCCAUGGGCCAUGGUCUGCUCCAUGGGUUGGGGAAGCUGGUGGUGCAUAUAACAGUGGCAGCCGUCUCGUGUCCAAUACUUUCCUGAACAGCUUCUGGUAUCUUGAUCAACUUGGCCAGUCAGCAAAGUAUGACACCAAGGUUUACUGCAGACAGACUUUGAUUGGUGGCAACUAUGGGCUUCUAGACACUGACACUUUUGUGCCGAAUCCUGAUUACUACAGUGCUUUGUUGUGGCAUCGACUCAUGGGGACGGGAGUUCUUUCCAUAGACAUCAGCGGUUCUUCAUACUUGCGUGCAUACUCGCAUUGCGGAAAGCAAAAGGGUGGCAUCGCUCUCCUCUUGCUCAACCUGCACCGAAGCAUGGGAUUCAUGGUUUCAGUCAGAAACGACCUCAAUGUCGAUCUCACAGAGGGGCAAGGGAUCAGAAGGGACAAUGCCUUUGUCCAUGGCCUGAAAAGGACGGUCUCUUGGGUCGGGAGCAAAGCUUCCGAUGGGCUGGAGAAGAGGGAGGAGUACCAUCUGUCGGCGAAAGACGGGAACCCUUUUGCCCGGACCAUGCUGCUGAAUGGAGUUCCUCUUGAGCUCACUGAAGAUGGUGACAUCCCUCCAUUGUAUCCGGUGCAAGUUUCAGUCAACUCACCGAUCUAUGUUGCUCCUCUGUCCAUUGCUUUCGUCGUCUUCCCGGAUUUCGAGGCUGAAGCUUGCGGCCGAUGAUCCACUGUAGAUAGAAUAUCAUGACGUUUUCAGCUAUAAUAGAGCUGUUCCUUUUUUUAAGGGAAAUAAAUAGUAUAAUAGAGCUGUUCUUAACAUACGGACCCUAAAUAUUUGUGAUCUAGUUUUCUGAUCUGUGCCCCAAUUGGGCCUUCCACGUUUUUCCAACA
Messenger RNA from Phragmites australis (common reed), 2141 nucleotides. RefSeq names its product heparanase-like protein 1. The record is from RefSeq and is a predicted model, not a curated record. Gene Ontology annotation, cellular component: membrane; plant-type cell wall. The transcript is spliced from 10 exons. Bases 352 to 1974 code for a protein of 540 amino acids. Gene Ontology annotation, molecular function: beta-glucuronidase activity. NCBI's taxonomy places the organism in Eukaryota, Viridiplantae, Streptophyta, Magnoliopsida, Poales, Poaceae.